CCGGCCUGCCCCGCGACGCGCCGGCGGCUGGCGCAGCCCUUCGCUCGCCCGGCCUCCCCCUCCCUGGUUCGGCGCUCGGGUUCCGCCAUGGAAUCCAACAAGGAUGAAGCCGAGCGUUGUAUCAGCAUCGCCCUCAAGGCCAUCCAAAGCAACCAGCCCGAGCGGGCGCUGCGCUUCUUAGACAAGGCACAGCGGCUGUACCCGACGCCACGAGUCAGCGCUCUGAUCGAGUCCCUCAACCAGAAACCACAGUCUGCCGGUGAUCAACCUCAACCCACAGACACAGCCCACACCACCCACAAGAAGGCAGGCGGGACUGAAACCCCCUCAGCCAACGGCGAGGCAGGAGGAGGAGAGAGCACCAAAGGCUAUACCUCAGAGCAGGUGGCAGCUGUGAAAAGGGUCAAGCAGUGUAAAGAUUACUAUGAGAUCCUAGGGGUGAGCAGAAGUGCCUCCGAUGAGGACCUGAAGAAAGCCUACCGCAAGCUGGCCCUCAAGUUCCAUCCAGAUAAGAACCGUGCACCCGGUGCCACCGAAGCUUUCAAAGCCAUCGGCACAGCAUAUGCGGUUCUCAGCAACCCAGAGAAAAGGAAGCAAUAUGACCAGUUUGGUGAUGACAAGAGCCAGGCUGCCCGGCAUGGCCACAGCCAUGGGGACUUCCACCGAGGCUUUGAGGCCGACAUCUCCCCUGAAGACCUCUUUAACAUGUUCUUUGGUGGUGGCUUUCCUUCCAGUAACGUCCACGUCUACAGCAAUGGCCGAAUGCGGUACACCUACCAGCAAAGGCAGGACCGCAGGGAGAACCAGGGCGAUGGCGGGCUAGGAGUGUUUGUCCAGCUGAUGCCCAUCCUCAUCCUCAUCCUCGUGUCAGCACUCAGCCAGCUCAUGGUGUCCAGUCCACCGUACAGUCUGAGCCUGAGACCGUCGGUGGGCCAUAUCCACAAGCGAGUCACUGACCACCUGGGCGUCGUGUACUACGUGUCCGACACCUUCUCUGAAGAGUACACGGGCUCCAGCCUCAAAACAGUUGAGCGGAAUGUGGAAGACGAUUAUAUCGCCAACCUCCGGAACAACUGCUGGAAAGAAAAGCAACAGAAAGAAGGCUUGCUGUACCGGGCCCGAUACUUUGGUGACACAGACAUGUACCACAGAGCACAGAAGAUGGGCACCCCGAGCUGCAGUCGGCUGUCAGAGGUGCAGGCCUCCCUGCAUGGAUAGUUCUGGGCCAGCCACACCACCCAGGUCCAAACUAUGAAAUCCCUGGAGAAUUUUUGGUGACACACACUGAGCCAACCAAGGUGAUGGACUGUAUAUUUAAGGAAAGACAUACACAGAAAACAUUUAAAUGGAACUGGAGGCCGAACAUGGCACAACCGCCCUCUCUCAGCCAGCGAGUGCAGAAAGCUCUUAGGACAGACAGAAAGCCUGCUACGGGGCUGCUUCCUCCCCUCCCAGGGCUGGCAAGAAGCUCCACAUCACUGGCUCCUAGGAUACCGAAACCAUGGCAACGAAAGUAGAAUGUAAAACUUGCAGCAAAUGCCUAUGGGGAAGGACUGGGGGAGGGGACACCCCACUGUCUCUCCUCUUGCUCCCAAGAGCCACCACUAGUCACCUCACUGGAAAGCCAGGCAGAGGCAGGCUUUGGGCCAAGGAACAGAGAGGAGAGAAUUCCGGAGAACAUAACUUAGAAAUGCAUACGUAUGUAUAUAUAUCUAUUUAUAUGUAAAUAGACAUAUAUAAAGAUAUAUAUAUAAAGUCUUUUUAAACUAUGCAGGGAUUGGGUUAAGAUUUUCAGCUGAUUUCUUCCAUAUUUUAGAAAAUGAGGCCUGUUUGGGAAGGCAGCCUGGUUUUCAAAAGCUAACAGAAAGUCAAGUCAAAUGCUCUUAGCAUCACCCUUAGCCCCAGCCUGACUUAGAUGGCAGCAGUAAUCAUGGUGGUAUAAAUCCAUAGAAAACUUUGAGAGGUCUCCAGGCUUAUGGCUAAGGCAGGGGGAGCAAGCUGGAGAUAGCUGGUCAGUACUGGGCCACAGUAGAGUCCCCACCCAGAGCCUACUGGGAUGAGCCCAGCUCCUCAAGCUGUUUCCUCCCUGGCCAGCCUCAGGUGGGCUCUCUGCCCUAGUGCCCAGGAACCCUGCAGCCAGUUCCCCACCCAAGUCCCCAGGUGGGUUUGCCUUACAGGUGCCACAGGGCACAGCUCCACCAUUGCCAACAGGUUUUCUCUAAGUUGUGCACCAAGGACUCCAGAAGGCUCUUCCUCCAGAAGUUGCCCCAGGACCUGAGUGCAGACGAGCUUGUGAAGAGGAGCCAGUGCUAUGGGCGCCUGUCUUCGCUUCCACAGUGGACUCCACCAGGCUGCUUCCGUUCAUUGGAUGCGCAGUCCACCAGAACCAGAAUGGCAUUCCCCUUCAGAUGAGGAUUCUUCUCAAAACAGCCACUGCUGCCAGGGGAACGAGGGAGGUGUGACCUCCCACAGUUAUAAUGGGCCUUUGGGAAUUGCCAUUUCUCCUAGUUUUCCUAUGGUGGGGG
Messenger RNA from Acomys russatus (golden spiny mouse), 2525 nucleotides. It is a transcript of the gene Dnajb12, whose product is annotated as DnaJ heat shock protein family (Hsp40) member B12. The transcript is spliced from 9 exons. Gene Ontology annotation, molecular function: Hsp70 protein binding. The record is from RefSeq and is a predicted model, not a curated record. Lineage: Eukaryota; Metazoa; Chordata; Mammalia; Rodentia; Muridae. Gene Ontology annotation, biological process: cellular response to misfolded protein. Gene Ontology annotation, cellular component: endoplasmic reticulum membrane. Bases 88 to 1218 code for a protein of 376 amino acids.